AUGGAAGCCGUAAAAACGCGAAAGAAGAAAGGAAAACGGAAGAGUAAAGCCGGAGAGAAUAGAAAGAAUGAUUGUCCAGACACAAAUUUAGUAACUGAAAAUUGUAAAGAGAAUACGCCGGCCACGACUUCCAAUUUAUUGGUCGCCGGUGAACAAAGUGGAACUGGUGCUACUGCAGUUAAUGAAAAUUCCAAAAGCUGUAAUGAAGUAGAAAAUUCAGAAACAUUUGGAAACCAGGGUAUACCUGACGUAGGACUCUCUAGUCCGCCAUGCAAUAACUACGGAGAUGAUAGCGUUACUGUAGAUACUGUAUCUCAGGAAGAGGACUCUUUGCAAGCUAAAGCAGAAAAUAAGCCAUUACUAGCUGAUAGCUCCCAUAAACUGGACGUCUCUUCUGAUGUCUUGCAGCCUGGAAGUACCGAGGAUGAAGCUGUUAUUUUGAAGUUAGAGGAGGACAAGAAUGAUGUAGAUGUAAGCUCUGCUGAUGUCUUGCAGCCUCGAAGUACCGAGGACGAAGCUGUUAUUUUGAAGUUAGAGGAGGACAAGAAUGAUGUAGAUGUAAGCUCUGCUGAUGUCUUGCUGCCUCAAAGUACCGAGGACGAAGCUGUUAUUUUGAAGUUAGAGGAGGAUAAGAAUGAUGUAGAUGUAAGCUCUGUAGGUCAUGGCUCCAGCAACAUUGAAACUAAGACAUUUGUUAAGGAUGACGGAAACGAAAAUUUUAUCCAUGAAGAGACAUUAAAUGCAGCGUCAUAUGUUCAUGAAAGUAUCAAACAUAGGCAACAUGAUGAAAGUGUUGAGGCACCCGAUGUACUUCAUCGCGAAAGAGCGUCAACUGCUCCUCCACUAGAAAGAGAAGACUCUGUAGUUGAUCAGGAUAAUAUAAAUGAGGAGAUUAUGGAGGAAGAAAAAUCUGGGGCAAUGCCAUGUAUUCCUGAAAGCACUAAAUCUAUAAGCCUUACUGAAAACAUUAUGGCACGCGAUGUAAUUCAUCGCGAAAGAGCAUCAACUGCUCCCCCUCUAGAAAGGGAGAAUUCCACACAGCAUCAGCUAACAGAUACUGAGAAUGCACAGUUGAUGAUGCCAGCUACUGCCAGCUCGCUUUAUCCGACAUUACAAGCUAUUAAGGAACCAGAGUUGCAGCCUUACACGGAAGAGCGACUGAAGGAAUUCUAUUAUAAUCCGCAGUUAGCCCAAUUUAAUCAAUCUGUGGAUACCUUCCUUGGAGUAAUAGCACUUAGAAUACAUAUUAUAUUAGUCAGUCUGAAGUCUCAGUGUAACAAUUACCAGAAUUCGCUAUGGAUUAGCACCCAACAUCAAUUAACACAAAAUGGACAUUGUGAAGAUGACCAUCGUGUUAGCCAUACAUACACUUUUGAAACAGUACAAUUAAACUCGGAUGCUUUAACAUUUCUUCAUGAUGUUCUUGGGAAAAUACGAUGUGGUUUGCAGGAGUCCCUAAGUAUGAACCAAUAUCUUUGUCAGCUUUACAAAUUGCAUAUCGAUGUUUAUUUAUACGAUAUGAUAAAUGGCAGUUCGGUACUAAAACAUUUAGCAACGCAAACUCCAUUUUCAAGUGCAAUAACGCCUCAGAUACUAAAUGAACAUACGGAUACCCUUAGACAAUGUAUUAGUGUAUUUUUUGCCUUCAUGCGGCGCCACUCGGAAGAUGAAAAGUUUAUUCAAGAUAUAAAGUGCUGGCUAAAUCAUUUAAUCAGCUUACUGCUUAAUGUUCAAAGCUAUGAUGACAGCUUUUUUAUUCUUAAUCAUCUUAUUCGAUGUCCGGGAGGAAUUGGUAGUUGGGCAUCUCAGUUCGUCCAGCCCAUUGUUUCUGGUUUACACAGCAGUGAUUGCAAAUGGAAUGAUACUGCACUUGAUCAUUUUAUUGUCUCGUUGGGUGCUACAGUGUUUCCGAUAAAGUGUCGUGAUGAAUUUUUAUCUUUCAUACCGCAAGAUAAUAGUUCUGGUUCUAGAGAUAGUUGGACGUUAGUUACUGAGGAGGGAUUAGAAGACGACAGUGUAGAAAAUUAUUUUCUACGUUUACGAGAAAGUGACUUAAUUUCAAUAUAUUCGCAGUUUGCAUUCGAUAAAUUGUUCUGCUAUCUUUUACGCCUUUCUAAUUCAGGUACUGAGGAUUUGUAUCUCAUUCAACAACCGAUUGACAGUCAUUACGUAAUGAAGGUCUUCGUAGUUACCUCGACAAUUAUCAAACUACUGUCAAGCGCAUUUUCUACCUAUAAUUCUAUUCAUUAUAAUCAGUACGUUAAGACCAUAUGUAAAACAAUCAGAGAAAUAAUCCAUUUCAUUUCUGACUUCUGGCAACAUUACCAAGCAACUCGUGCAAUUACCGAAAAUGACUGGAAUGAAGUUCCUAUCGAGAGAUUAGUUACAGAAUAUGAUCAGUUCUUCAUGAAAGCUACCCACGCUGUUUGGAUAGGGAGGGAUCAGGAAGUUGAGGUUACCAUGUGUACCGAAAGAGAUUAUCAGGAUGAUUGGAAAGGAGUACUAUAUGAAGAAGAUAGGUUGUCGAAAUUUGCGAAUAAUCUGAAAUCUGUUUCUCUAUCUGACGGGAUACAUUUGCUUACGAUUUUUUCUACUAUGACUGAGGCUUGUGAGACAAAUUCUAAUUUUAUUCAGAUGGUUACACUAGAAUUAUUUGAGAUAUGCUACGUUUAUGAAAGCACUCGCGAGUUGUAUUACAAAACUGGCCGUGAAUUACUGAAUUAUAUAUCGCUGCGAAAUCCUAGUAUUGUUACGUUGCUUCUACAUCGCGUGGAGUUUAUGUUCAACGAGGUCGGUAAUAUGGCUUUAUAUUUAUUUAAAGGCCUACCAAUAAUAUGCUGGACUCCUGAAGAGGAAGACUUCAAUUUGAUUAGAAACUGGCUUGUCCAGUGCAACAUUUCAUCAUUAAAGAACCAAUUAGCUCGAUUUAUAAUUAGUGAGCUUAACUGGAGUACAUGUAAGCGGACGGAUUUACUGGCCUUAAGUAGACCAGUUCAUAAUGAGACAGCCUCAAUGAUUGUGGAGGUGUAUACGGAAAAAAUUAAGGGUUCUGAUUUCGAAAAUAAUGAUUUUGGACGGCAAAUAGCCAGUAUCUUGCCAGCAAAUAGUACCAUAGCGUUGUAUGGCCCACAAAGCGAAGUCUUGGCGUGGUGCUGGGAUACGGCAACGCAUCUGAAACUACAUGGUACUAGCCUUCAGACACUUAGUCUAAUAUUUUCAUAUGCGUGUGCUUCAAAAAAUGUACAGGUUGAUAUCCACAAUUUAGAAGCCGUUCCUCUCACGGCUACUUUAACUGGUACCUAUGAUCAAAUGCCCAGUGCCUAUGAAAAUCCGAUGUUAUUACCAUUGCGUCAAUGUGCAGAUGAUCAUAUCCCUCUAGGGUGUUAUCUUUUACUUUCAAUGACGUCAGUAGGGCAUUUUCCUUCAGAUUUUUUGGCGCAUGGCCUUAGAUACUUCGAAUGCAUAAUAGAUUCUGGCUAUUAUAAGGCGUCGUUAUGCGUAUUGUAUAAUGUGAUUCCAGCUUUUUUUGAACAUGAUGAAAACGAAUCUUUACUUGAGAGCCCUAUCUUUUUAAAAGCUAUAGAAAGUGUGCUUGCCGCUGAUAUUAAAUACGGGCCACUACAGUUCAUACCGAAAUUUAUCUACGAUAAAAAUAAUGAGAUUACAGGGUCUAUUGCAUCGUUAAUUCAGACGCAUUGUUUUCAUUAUGCCAACCAUUUAUCACCGAUAGAAUUUUGGACAAGAGUAUUCCUAAAUAUUUAUGACUGGGCCAAAAAUGAAUGUAUUCAGUUAAUUUUUGAUGAAUUGGCUAAAGUAGCGUUCUUAAUACCAGAUGGGCUUGAGAUAAUGUCUAAAAUUAUUGCAGAAAAGUACGACAAGGGCGAAGUAGUAAAGGAUCAGCAAAGCGGUAUUUUGCAGUCAUUUUUCUCAUGGGUUGCUUCUGGAUUUCAAGGAUCUACAACGCGACAGUCGUUUCUGGAUGAGGCCGGAAAUGGUGAAUACCCUUGGUUCGCUUUUGUAAUUUUAUGUGCUGAUCAGGAAUAUGAGAUUCAAUCAGGGAUACUUAGACAAAUGACUUUAGAACUGCUACAGAACGCUUCCAUUGGUAUAGAUGCCGCCUUAAAAAAAUCUAUUUCACGACUUGAUAUCCAUGCACCAUAUUCAUCUACUAACCUAUGUAUAUAUAGAUGGGUGCAGCAAGCUUUGACUACAGAUAUGAGUCAUCCUAUUCUCCCGCUUAUAUGGCAGAAAUUCUUUUCGUUGUAUUUAUCGCAAAGCGAUUGCGGGCUAGGAAUUCGAGGAAGUGUUGGUCAUAGAUAUUUCAAAAACAUGUCAUCUUUAAUACAUCGCGUUAAAGAACGCCUAUUUUACCAAACGUUGGCGCUCUGGUUAGAAGAACCCAGGUUACACGAUACUUCACUAUAUUUACCUUCAUUACCUAUACAAUACAAUCCGGAACUACUUGGUCGGCUUUAUAAUAAAACUGGGGAAUUGUGGCUAGAAUAUGUCGAUCUAACAGCUAUUUACGAGGACGUAUAUAAUAACAUUCGCAGUUGGCUCUUACAGUAUGCACCUUUUACGCUUGCUUCCAAAUUUGAAUUGUCUUCAUCUUCUCAUUCGGGUCGUGAAGAACCCCUAACUAGAAUAAAUCUUAGACUCCGGUGCUACGAAGCUUCUCAGCCUCCACCAGAGGUGAAAGAAACUAUAGAACCAUUCGCAGUUUUGCCAAGAAAUUUAUUCGAAAAUGAUCAACAACUACUCUCCGCCCUAAAAUCUGACUUCAGAAUUAUAGUAGAAUCUUCUCAGGAAUUCUCCACACGAGUAGCAGCACUUAAUUCUUCCGAUAUUGAAUAUUUGAAUCUGUUGCCGAAUGUUUAUCAUAAUGCUCCGUCUACGGUGACUGUCAACGUGCCGUGCAAUAAUUGGUUGAGAGGAACGGCGGAUUGCAAGGGACCUGCUCAGUUAACUUUUGAUUUCCAAGCAAAGCACGAGAGAGAGGAGGUUUCGAGGCAAAUACAGGCGAAUAGGGAAGGAUAUGAACGCUUAUCCAAGUUUUUUGUUACUCCGGUAUCUGAAAUUUUAUGCCAUGCGGCAGCCCGGAUCGAACUAGUAAUAUCAAAUUUGGUUAAGGAAUUCAGCAUUGCUAAUACUGAUACUGGUCGUAGGAAAAUAUGUUCUUCCGCGUCAUCCGUCUUUUAUGCUAUUGUUGCUAUGUUAGAUAAUGAUACGAAAACAUAUUUGCCAAUUGAACGCUUUUUGAAUUCAUGUAUACAGACUCUAGGAAUGGUAAGUUAUUAUGAUCCUUAG
Molecule: messenger RNA, 5307 nt
Organism: Trichoplax adhaerens
Lineage: Eukaryota; Metazoa; Placozoa; Uniplacotomia; Trichoplacea; Trichoplacidae
Exons: 20
Coding region: 1-5307 (1768 amino acids)
Biological process (GO): autophagosome maturation
Cellular component (GO): cytoplasm
Source: RefSeq, a predicted model, not a curated record